This is a messenger RNA of Lolium perenne, 1306 nucleotides long. The record is from RefSeq and is a predicted model, not a curated record. NCBI's taxonomy places the organism in Eukaryota, Viridiplantae, Streptophyta, Magnoliopsida, Poales, Poaceae.
UACGCGCUCAUUUUCUCCUCCCACUCACCUUUCUUUCCUCUCCUCUGACGAGAGAGGCGGCGCCAUGGUCGCCCAGCUACCACGCCGGCGCGGCCGCGCUUGCUCGCCUGAGCUCGCACGCGUGCGUUCAUCGAAGCGAGCGGCUCUGUCAAUCUCGUCUUUCCGGGGUAGCGCGCGUGGCUGGGGCGGCUGCUGAACGCCGGUGAUGGUGCGCCGGCAACCAGGACGCGCCGGCCACGACGCGUGCCACGGAGAUUCGUCUCCCACCAUGCGCCAUCCUCGUUCCCUCCGCCGGCAAGGGAACACGGGAGAGCCGACCAGCAAGAAGAGAUGGCGGCCAGGGGACUGCGGUGUGCUGCUGCUCGCCGGCCCCUUCUCCACAGCGCCGCCGGCGACCUCGUCCGCUACGAGAUCGCUUCCACCGGCCAGCUUGCGCGGUUUUUUGAAGGCUGAUGCAGCUCGCAGGGGUUGCAGCGAUGCCCUGCCUGCGUGCUUACGAAAAUGCCAUGCGGCUGCUGCUGAACAGGUCGUGGCGGCGAGUUCACCGCACUGCACCCUUAGUGGUGGCGCUAUCUCGGUUUUGGCUACAAUUCUCUCAGGGCAAGGAGGACGACUAAAUGACAGACAAGAUGGAAGUAGUAUAGGUGUAGUACUGAAGCUUGAGUACCUAGGAACAAAUAAUACAGGACAAGGAGGACGACUUAAUGGCAGACAAGAUGGAACCAGUACUUAAUCCGGAGUACCCAGAGACAACUGAGACAUGUAUCGGUUCUUCUUCGUUUCUUAUAAGCAUCAGUUGUACAAUGGUGAGCUUCCUGUAGCUUCGUAAAGACAAUUUGAACCUCUGAGACAUUUUUAAUCUGCACGGAAAAUGUUUGUUUUGGUGCAGCUGCCAUCUGUAUAGAAUCUUGAUUUGUUAGUGGUAAAAAAACGCCGCCUUAAAGCUGGUGCGGCUGAUGGACGAUGGAUGGCUAGCUGCUCGGCAUGAUCUUGGUCACUGCCUCACUGCAGCAGUAGCCUGCUGCUCCAGGAAGCCACCAGCAGAGGAUGGAUGGCAAGGCUCUUGCUUAUCCAAUGUAGACCAAAUGCGUCGCUGGUAAGCGAUGAUGAGGUGGUGUUACUCGAACCCUCCAGCAGAGGACGGAGGAGCUGGCUGGUCUGCAGCAUGGUGCACCCUUUUGUUGUUGCUGCAUGUUGACGACCUAUGAGGGGUCGAUUUGUGAGCGGAUGAUGAGUCGAGCGGUGGUGUUAUUAUUAUUAUUAUUAUUAUUAUUAUUAUUAUUAUUAUUUUACUGUUUUUGAUGUC